CCAUUGGGUAGAGACACGCCACCACCGUCCACCCUGGCACGACCACCACAAAGUACACCGGCCGCCGCCGCCGCCGCUGUGCAGACCUUCUCCUCUCCGACUCCGGCCGUCCACUCCUCUUGCAUCUCCCGUCCACUCCACGUUGGAACACCCUUGAUGCUACCGUCCAUGGCGUCCCGUUUCAUGUAGAGUCCCCUUCCUACCCAAUCCAACCAAUCAGGCCCCCCAAACCCACCGGAGGAAACAAGGCUUCCGCCGCCGCCCCCAGUGCCUAUGCCUCCGAGGGAGUGAAAGGCGCGCAGACAACCCCCCGUCGCCAAUUCGCCGGCGACUACCGCAGCAGCUCCCCGCCCAAUCACUCCCGGAAUCCUCCCACCGGUCGAGCGAACUCGCGGCGGCGGAGAUGAUCCGGCUACGGACCUACGCGGCGUUCAGCCUGCUGGCGACGACGACCGCCGUGUACCACGCCUUCAGCACGCGGGGCCAGUUCUACCCGGCGAUGGCGCACCUCGCGGCCUCCAAGCCCUGCCUCGUGCUGCUCCUCAACGCGGGCCUCGUCGCCAUGUGCGCCGCCUGGCAGCUGGUCCGCCGCGCCUUCCUCGGCCCGCUCCGGGAGGCCGAGGCCGAGCGGCUCAACGAGCAGGCGUGGCGGGAGGCCGUCGAGGUGCUCUUCGCCGUCACCAUCUUCCGCCAGGAGUUCUCCCUCGCCUUCCUCGCCAUGGUCGCCGCGCUGCUCCUCGUCAAGGCGCUGCACUGGCUCGCGCACAAGCGGGUCGAGUACAUCGAGACCACGCCCUCGGUGCCGGUGCUGUCGCACGCCAGGAUCGUCUCAUUCAUGGCCUUCCUUCUUGUUGUGGACUGCAUCUUCCUGUGGAACUCGCUCGGCUCGCUCAUUCAGAAGCGGGAGGCAUCUGUUGCGAUCUUCUUUUCCUUUGAGUAUAUGAUACUAGCAACAUCCACAAUAUCGACAUUCGUAAAGUAUGUAUUCUAUGUCAGCGACAUGCUAAUGGAAGGUCAAUGGGAGAAAAAGGCAGUGUAUACGUUUUAUUUGGAGCUUAUCAGUGACCUUGUGCACUUGUCUUUAUAUAUGCUCUUCUUCAUAGCAAUCUUCCUGAACUACGGAGUCCCACUGCACUUGAUCCGUGAGCUCUAUGAGACCUUUCGCAACUUCAGAAUCCGCAUAUCAGAUUAUGUACGCUAUAGAAAGAUAACUUCCAACAUGAAUGAGCGAUUUCCAGAUGCUACAACAGAUGAACUCACUGCGAGUGAUGCCACAUGUAUUAUUUGCCGUGAAGAGAUGACCACAGCAAAGAAGUUGCUUUGCGGGCACUUGUUCCAUGUACAUUGUCUUAGGUCAUGGCUAGAGCGCCAACAUACUUGCCCCACAUGUAGAGCUCCAAUUGUCCCUCCGGACAAUGGACGUGCAGCAUCAUCAGCACAGCAACAUGGAGCUCAACCUGCUGCAGGCACUGGUACUUCAACUUCAGGAGGAGCACCAAGUGAGAACGUGAACAUGCGCCAAGCAAAACUUGAGGCUGCUGCGUCAGCUGCUUCUGUGUAUGGGAGAUCAUUUGCUUAUCCUCCAGCAAGCACUUUGAAUAGACAUUCAGGACCUAUGCAUGCUGCACCAAGUACUUCACAGUCAGGAGAAGCAAGUAGUUCCACUGGCCAUCCUUUAGAACCUCAGCCUUUUUAUUCACAUGGUCCAGUUGGUUCUACAGCAAGCAGCAGGGACCCUGAAAAUGCUCUACAAAAGGCAUAUGAAAAAGCUAUCAGGAGCCAGAUAGAGGUGUUGCAAAUCCAAUUGCAAAUGGUGCAGCAAAGGGCUACCACAUCGGCGGCAACUAACAAUUCGAGUGUUGAACAUGCCUGAAAUAGGUGAAGCGCUAAGUAGGCAAAGAGGGUUCUUGGAUAUGCAGAUAAUGUAGAUGGAGAUUGUGAUAGACAAAGGAUGUAGAUGGAGGUUGUGCAAUACCUGAUGUGGAACUCUGACGAGAUGUCUUGUUUAUUUUGGUAGGCUCUGUCUAGUUAUUUGUAUAUUAGCAGCCUCGGUGUCGACAUCAAUGUCUGUUUGUUCUAUCUGGUAAUUUAUCUUGUUGAUGAAUCAAGAUUA
Molecule: messenger RNA, 2113 nt
Organism: Lolium rigidum
Lineage: Eukaryota; Viridiplantae; Streptophyta; Magnoliopsida; Poales; Poaceae
Product: ERAD-associated E3 ubiquitin-protein ligase HRD1-like
Exons: 8
Coding region: 404-1873 (489 amino acids)
Source: RefSeq, a predicted model, not a curated record